GGUGUUCCAAUCCCCUCCAUAUCAUGUGAUUCAGGUGUUCCAAUCCCCUCCAUAUCAUGUGAUUCAGGUGUUCCAAUCCCCUCCAUAUCAUGUGAUUCAGGUGUUCCAAUCCCCUCCCAAUCAUGUGAUUCAGGUGUCCCAAUCCCCUCCAUAUCAUGUGAUUCAGGUGUUCCAAUCCCUCCUAAUCAUGUGAUUCAGGUGUCCCAAUCCCCUCCAUAUCAUGUGAUUCAAGUGUUCCAAUCCCCUCCAUAUCAUGUGAUUCAGGUGUUCCAA
Messenger RNA from Staurois parvus, 273 nucleotides. NCBI's taxonomy places the organism in Eukaryota, Metazoa, Chordata, Amphibia, Anura, Ranidae. The record is from the annotation of a GenBank genome assembly.